Dissoconium aciculare CBS 342.82 is the source of this 459-nucleotide messenger RNA. RefSeq lists its product as uncharacterized. The record is from RefSeq and is a predicted model, not a curated record. The coding region runs from base 1 to 459 and encodes 152 amino acids. NCBI's taxonomy places the organism in Eukaryota, Fungi, Ascomycota, Dothideomycetes, Mycosphaerellales, Dissoconiaceae. The transcript is spliced from 2 exons.
AUGCCGUUCGUGCUCGAAGAAUUCAACGACUGUAUCACCAUGGCUCAGGACAAAACGCAAGAUCUUCACUCCACUGCGCAUGGUCUCCCAUCACCAACUGCGACCCACAAUGGAGAAGCUUGCCAGACACAAGACGCUCGUCGCGCUUCAAUCAAGUCCGAGAACAACACAGAGUCACACUUUCAAUUCUCCGAUUCAACAAGCGAGUCUGAUUCAAAAUACUACGACUACGACGAGGAAGAAGAGGAAGUUGAAGAAUACAAUCAAGAAUGCAUUCAGAGAAUGAUCGAGCUCGUCUCUGCCAACGAUGCUGCUCUCACCCAACUUAGUCGGCGCUUCGAUUAUCUUAACAACCGACUCAGCAAACUUGAAAACGCCAUGGAGACAUCCAAGAAUGCGACUCCGUCAUCAGGAGACAAGUCAAAACCUAUGUCAACGAGCACUUCCCGCGGCAGCUGA